Messenger RNA from Eutrema salsugineum, 621 nucleotides. Its product is annotated as mavicyanin. Lineage: Eukaryota; Viridiplantae; Streptophyta; Magnoliopsida; Brassicales; Brassicaceae. The coding region runs from base 1 to 621 and encodes 206 amino acids. The transcript has a single exon. Gene Ontology annotation, cellular component: plasma membrane. The record is from RefSeq and is a predicted model, not a curated record. Gene Ontology annotation, molecular function: electron transfer activity.
AUGAAGAACACAAACAUCAUGAGUUUGUUAAUUGUGGUAUUGUCACUAAUCGGAUUAGCUAGUGCUUCAUCCUUUUACGAAGUUGGAGACGCCAACGGAUGGACGUCAACGAUGGGCGUUGACUAUUACAAGACAUGGUGUUCUUCAAAGACUUUCUACGUUGGUGAUGCUCUCAUCUUUCAGUACGACAAGGAUCUCAACAAUGUGAUGGAAGUGAGCUUCAAAGAUUAUGAGUCGUGCAACCCUAGUUCCCCUCUGGCUACAUAUCAUUCCGAGUAUGAACCGGUUCUCCUUAACCGAACCGGCCACUUUUACUUCUUAUGCGGUGUGCCUGGUCACUGCGAAUCUGGUCAAAAGCUUCACGUCCUGGUCUUGCCUGCCUCUCUACAGAAUACUCCCAUAGUUCAACCAAACAACCCUUCUUCAUCUUCUAACCCUAAACCUAGUCCUACUAAUCCUAACCCUUCUCCUUCGCCUCCAUUAGAGGAUCCUCUUGAGGUUCUUCCAGUAGAUGCUGCAACGAUUGCAAUGCUUCCUUACAAUGCGGUCUCAGGCCCUUGUGUGUGGAGCAGUUUUAGCAUGCUCUCCUUCAUUCUUCUUCAAACCCUAGUUUUUCUUUAA